ACAAUGCAACUGGCUUCCAUUGCCUCUCGUCUUGAUAUGAUGGACACACUUGUGGCAGAUGUUGCAGCACUCAAGGCUACUGACAAUGGGGCGACGCUUCCUGAUUUUAUCCCACCAGCAACUAGCAAAGGCAAAACAAAGGAGUUCCACUCCAGAUCUUGCGAACAAGGACGAUCUGUUCAAUCAGAAGCCGAAGAAGAAGAUGCUGAUAAUUCAUGGUGGCGACGAAACCCAACUCAUCGUCCACACACGAAAAUGGAAUUUCCCCGAUUUGAUGGUGGUGAUCCACGUGGUUGGAUCCUGAAGGCGGAAAAGUAUUUUCGCUACUACCAAACUCCUGAAGAAAUUAAAGUCGAUAUUGCGGCUAUGUAUCUUGAAGGAGAUGCCCUGGAUUUGUUUUCGUGGCUUAACAAUGAAAGAACGUUAGUUUAUUGGGAAGAACUGGUGAAAGCUUUACAAAAAAAUUAUGGUCCGGCGGAAUUUCAGAACCCUGAUGAACAUUUAUGUAGCAUCCACCAAACAGGAACUAUCCAGGAGUAUCGGCAAGAAUUUGCAAAACGCUCGGCGAGGGUUUCAAAUUGGCCAGAUCAUUGUCUGUUGGGUGUCUUUCUAAACGGAUUGAGGGAGGAUCUUAAAGCUGACGUUCGGAUACACAAACCUCGUACGGUAUAUAAAGCCAUGAGUUUGGCUUUGGAGUUCGAAUCUAAAAUAUGUUCAAAUAGGACGAACAUGGCCAUCGAUGCAAAACAGGUACUCUUUCACUCUUAG
Erythranthe guttata (spotted monkey flower) is the source of this 768-nucleotide messenger RNA. The record is from RefSeq and is a predicted model, not a curated record. Lineage: Eukaryota; Viridiplantae; Streptophyta; Magnoliopsida; Lamiales; Phrymaceae.